Messenger RNA from Choloepus didactylus (southern two-toed sloth), 1492 nucleotides. RefSeq names its product phosphatidylinositol glycan anchor biosynthesis class U (gene PIGU). Gene Ontology annotation, cellular component: GPI-anchor transamidase complex; membrane. The record is from RefSeq and is a predicted model, not a curated record. Bases 37 to 1434 code for a protein of 465 amino acids. The transcript has 11 exons. Gene Ontology annotation, biological process: protein localization to cell surface; attachment of GPI anchor to protein. Lineage: Eukaryota; Metazoa; Chordata; Mammalia; Pilosa; Megalonychidae.
CUUUCCCUCCCCGCCUGAGCGCCCGCCCCAGCUAUCAUGGCGGCUCCCUUGGCCCUGGUGCUGGUGGUGGCCGUGACCGUGCGGGCGGCCUUGUUCCGCUCCAGCCUGGCAGAGUUCAUUUCCGAGAGGGUGGAGGUGGUGUCCCCACUGAGCUCUUGGAAGAGAGUGGUUGAAGGCCUCUCAUUGCUGGACCUGGGAGUGUCUCCAUAUUCUGGAGCAGUAUUUCAUGAAACUCCAUUAAUAAUAUAUCUCUUUCACUUCCUGAUUGACUAUGCUGAAUUGGUAUUUAUGAUCACUGAUGCACUCACUGCUCUUGCCCUGUAUUUUGCAAUCCAGGACUUCAAUAAAGUUGUAUUUAAAAAGCAGAAACUCCUCCUAGAACUGGACCAGUAUGCUCCAGAUGUGGCUGAACUUAUCCGAACUCCUAUGGAAAUGCGGUACAUCCCUCUGAAAGUGGCCCUGUUCUAUCUCUUAAAUCCCUACACGGUCUUGUCUUGUGUUGCCAAGUCUACCUGCGCCAUCAACAACACCCUUGUUGCUUUCUUCAUUUUGACCACGAUAAAAGGCAGUGCCUUCCUCAGUGCUAUUUUUCUUGCCUUAGCAACGUACCAGUCUCUGUACCCACUCACCUUGUUUGUCCCAGGACUCCUCUAUCUCCUCCAGCGGCAGUACAUACCUGUGAAAAUGAAGAGCAAAGCUUUCUGGAUCUUCUCUUGGGAAUAUGCCAUGAUGUAUGUGGGAAGUCUAGUGGUAAUCGUUUGCCUCUCAUUCUUCCUUCUCAGUUCCUGGGAUUUCAUCCCUGCAGUCUAUGGCUUCAUACUUUCUGUUCCAGAUCUCACUCCAAAUAUUGGGCUUUUCUGGUACUUCUUUGCAGAGAUGUUUGAGCACUUCAGCCUCUUCUUCGUCUGUGUGUUUCAGAUCAACGUCUUUUUCUACACCAUCCCCCUAGCCAUAAAGCUAAAAGAGCACCCCAUCUUCUUCAUGUUCAUCCAGAUUGGCAUCAUCUCCAUCUUCAAAUCCUACCCAACAGUGGGAGAUGUGGCUCUCUACAUGGCCUUCUUCCCUGUGUGGAACCAUCUCUACAGAUAUCCUGCUCAUCUCCGAUUACUUCUACGCCUUCCUGCGGCGGGAAUACUACCUCACACACGGGCUCUACUUGACCACCAAGGACGGCACGGAGGCCAUGCUUGUGCUCAAGUAGGCCUGGCUGGGCACAGGACUGUAUGGACUUCGGAGGGGUCAAAGGGCCCAGAGCUGGGCCGAGUCCUCAGGCAGGUGGGGUUUGAAUCCAGGUUCAUGGACCCCUGGUACCAGAGGGGAAGUUGGCUGGCAACAAGACCUCUGGGGAAGAGCCAGGAAUACCCCACUUGGACCCCCACUUCAUGGAUCUGCCCACCAUGCUGCCCCCUCAAGCAGGAAAGGGGAAAGAAGUAAGUGGGCAGAGCUUGUUAGGUUGUGGCUACUCAAUAAAUGCUUUUCUUUUUGUUACAAA